Molecule: messenger RNA, 1629 nt
Organism: Exophiala dermatitidis NIH/UT8656
Lineage: Eukaryota; Fungi; Ascomycota; Eurotiomycetes; Chaetothyriales; Herpotrichiellaceae
Exons: 2
Coding region: 1-1629 (542 amino acids)
Source: RefSeq, a predicted model, not a curated record
AUGUCUGUUCUUGACGAGACCCCCCGCUCGAAGAAGCGGCAACGGGCUACUCUCGAAUUUUUCCCUAAAGACUGCUAUGAGGAACGUCCAUCGGCAAAGAGAAGGAAAAGCACAUCUGAGGCUGGAACAUACCGGUGGCACCGUACUCCAAGCUUCUGGAAUAGGCUCUCUAGAGUCCAUCUGAGUCGAGGAGCAUUGAGAGAGUUUGACCGCAGGACUUCAGGAGCCAAACAACCGGUGUCGACACUGCUUUCCAGCAUCCACACCUCGUCUGGACCUGCGACCAAAAGCGUGAAGCGAUUUGCACGACACGGCGGACCUGACUUGACCCAUAUUCGAGGAUUUGCCGUUCUAGCUGACCAAGACGACACCAUGAGCGAAUCCAAUUCGAGCCGAAAGCGGUCAUCUGCAUCUGGCGGCAGUGGUGCGUCCCGGAAGUCCAAGUCUUCUUACGAUCCCAAUUUCGGGCAGAACUUAAUCGACGCUGGCAUCUAUCCUCACGACGAGAUUUCCCGACCCAAUAAUGCCCAAGACAUCAGAGACGAUAUGGCCAAAUAUCGGGCUUCCUUGUCUCCUUCACGAUUCCGUGACGAGGACUUCAAAGCAUUUACAAGACUUUGCAACAGACCGGGCGAUGAAGCGACUGUACGCGCCGAUAUCAUGUCCAUUAUUGCUGGCGAAUCGAGGGAAAAGCAUUAUUAUGCGGCGGACCGACAAUUCAAUCACCUGGAGCCGCUUGCAGCAGACCUCCCAAAGGCCGUACCAGACUUGUAUGACGGCGCUUACCCCCGAGAAAUCGAACGGCGUGUCCGCCGUGAUCUGGGAAAGCACAUUGCCCCAUGUAACAACACCUCUCUGCCGGCGGCGCCCAACUUCUUCCUCGAGGGAAAGAGUGAGGGCGGUCGUGCUGACGUUGCAAAGCGGCAAGCCUGUCAUGAUGGGGCGAUCGGCGCUCGAGCCAUGCACAGUCUGCAGAAUUACCAGUCGACAGAGCCCAUCUACGAUGGCAACGCCUACAGUUACUCAAGCACUUACCACCAAGGGACAGCAACACUCCAACACUAUGCUCACCAUCUGACGGGGCCCAAGACUCCUGGAGAACCGCCUGAGUGUCAUACGACAUUGUUGAAUGGAUUUCAGAUGUCGGGCAAUAUAAAUUCUUUCAGAGAAGGAGCUCGUGGUUUCCGCAACACCCGAGAUCGGGCCAAAACCGAUCGAGACAAGUUCAUUGAUCACGCAAAUCAGAUAGCCCGACGUGCAUCUACAGAUGCUCCGUCAACCACGUUGACGGACAGCCGUACUUCUGUAUCAAUACGCCACGAAGACGAAUCUGAUACUUCUACUGAACUCGUCGCCGAACAAACGACUGUCAAGCGCACUAGAUUUUCCACCGUAGAACAAUCAAGACACGCUGCUGUGCCACCACCCAUAGCAGCGUCCUACGCAACCGCGCAUCUCGGUCGCGAGGCUACGAUCUCUCGGCAACCAACAACAAGUGCACACUAUUUGCAAUCUACCACGCGUUCACGGGCCUCAAUUGAAGAUGGCUACCCCCGGAGGCAAAUCAAGCCUACGCAGAAGGUUCUGGAUAACACUUCUGCCAAUGGAGGUGUGCGUCAGAGACGAUGA